UAAAAGUAAGAUGAUGUCAAAUUUAAAAUUCAUCACUAAAGAGAAACUUGUAAUUUAAAUAUUGUUGGAAUAUUAUUUAGGCAAAGAAAACUCUUUUAAAUUAUCCAAAUUCCAAAAAUAUAAACAUUUUGUAUUCACACAUAGGGGUGUGGGAAAAUAUUACUCGGCGGCGUCCACUACCCCCCCCCCCCCCCGACCUGACCUGUCCUCAUCUUCCUCUCUCCGCCGUACACGGCGGCGAUCUGAAUCCGUCGCCACCGUGAUCCUCCGUAGCACCACCGUCUCCGAUUUCAGCUCAAUUCUCAGUGCUUAUUUAUUGGUUGUCGGCUGCCUGGAUAUUGAGUGUGAUUUUUUGAGGGCAUAGUCUAAAUAUUGGAAAAGCGAGGGGGUGGGCGAGGUGGGUGGACUACAAUGAGAUUGUUAAGGUCUGCAAGUUCAUCAAAGGAGCAGUACAAUGGAGAGAAAAAUCGUUCUUUGUUGUAUCUUAAUGUAUAUGAUCUCACACCUGUAAACAACUAUCUCUACUGGGCCGGCCUCGGAGUGUUUCAUUCUGGUAUAGAAGUACACGGUCAAGAGUAUGGUUAUGGAGCCCACGACUACCCAUCUAGUGGGGUUUUUGAGGUGGAGCCACGUAGUUGUCCAGGUUUCAUUUUUAGACGGUCAGUACUCCUGGGCAGCACAGACAUGUCUCGUUCAGAAGUUCGGUCAUUUAUGGAACAUAUUUCAGAAAAAUAUCAUGGAGACAGUUAUCAUUUGAUUGCCAAGAACUGCAACCAUUUUGCUGAUGAAGUCUGUUCGCGUCUCACAGGAAAGCCAAUUCCUGGAUGGGUGAAUCGACUGGCACGAGUAGGCUCAUUCUGCAAUUGUAUUUUACCCGAAAGUAUUCAGGUCACAAGAAUCAGACAUCUUCCUGAUCAUCAAGGGUCUUCAGAAGAUGGGACAGAUUCUGGUGCUUCAUCUGUAACUGCAGAUAGCGAGGGGGAAGGCUCUGAUCAUCAGUUGUUAACUGUACAAAAUAGUGAUAUGGCAUUUCUGAAUGAAAAACCAGUGAGACUAGCAAAAGAGCCCGUUUGAUUGAAUUUUUCUUCUUCUUCUUCCCCUCUUUUUUCUUUUUCUUAUUCUAUUUGUUAUUUAAGAAAACCUUUUAUCCCUUGCCUCCAAUUCAUCUAAUCUCCUGUUUGGAGUCCUCUUGUUUGUAUUUGUGUGUGCGUGCGCGCGUGUUCUCAAGUGUAUCUAGUUAACCUGUCCUUUAAACACAUUAUUGUAUUGCUCAAAUAUUCGUUGAGAUGUGUAUUCAGGCAGCGAGUGUAUGUUCAUAUAACAGUCUUCUAGUGUUACUAGGAUUCAAUGGAAUUGCUUUCCCUCGA
Molecule: messenger RNA, 1367 nt
Organism: Capsicum annuum
Lineage: Eukaryota; Viridiplantae; Streptophyta; Magnoliopsida; Solanales; Solanaceae
Product: deSI-like protein At4g17486
Exons: 5
Coding region: 412-1074 (220 amino acids)
Biological process (GO): protein deubiquitination
Molecular function (GO): deubiquitinase activity
Source: RefSeq, a predicted model, not a curated record